Molecule: messenger RNA, 1303 nt
Organism: Mustela lutreola (European mink)
Lineage: Eukaryota; Metazoa; Chordata; Mammalia; Carnivora; Mustelidae
Product: heterogeneous nuclear ribonucleoprotein A1
Exons: 1
Coding region: 59-1021 (320 amino acids)
Molecular function (GO): RNA binding
Source: RefSeq, a predicted model, not a curated record
UUCUGCCUGUGGACGCCGCCGAGUAAGCAUCGUUAAAGUCUCCCCUCCCACCGCCGUCAUGUCUAAGUCAGAGUCUCCCAAAGAGCCUGAACAGCUGCGGAAGCUCUUCAUCGGAGGUCUGAGCUUUGAAACAACCGAUGAGAGUCUGAGGAGCCAUUUUGAGCAAUGGGGAACACUUACGGACUGUGUGGUAAUGAGAGAUCCGAACACGAAGCGCUCCAGAGGCUUUGGGUUUGUCACCUAUGCCACUGUGGAGGAGGUGGAUGCAGCCAUGAAUGCAAGGCCACACAAGGUGGAUGGAAGAGUUGUGGAACCAAAGAGGGCUGUCUCAAGAGAAGAUUCUCAAAGACCUGGUGCCCACUUAACUGUGAAAAAGAUUUUUGUUGGUGGCAUUAAAGAAGACACUGAAGAACAUCAUCUAAGAGAUUAUUUCGAACAGUAUGGGAAAAUCGAAGUGAUUGAGAUCAUGACUGACCGAGGCAGUGGCAAAAAGAGGGGUUUUGCUUUUGUAACAUUUGAUGACCAUGAUUCUGUAGACAAGAUUGUCAUUCAAAAAUACCAUACUGUGAAUGGCCACAACUGUGAAGUAAGGAAAGCGCUCUCUAAGCAAGAGAUGGCUAGUGCUUCAUCCAGCCAAAGAGGUCGAAGUGGUUCUGGAAACUUUGGUGGUGGUCGUGGAGGUGGUUUUGGUGGGAAUGACAACUUUGGUCGCGGAGGAAACUUCAGUGGUCGAGGUGGCUUUGGUGGCAGUCGAGGUGGUGGUGGAUAUGGUGGCAGUGGGGAUGGCUAUAACGGAUUUGGUAAUGAUGGAAGCAACUUUGGAGGUGGCGGAAGCUAUAAUGAUUUUGGCAAUUACAACAAUCAAUCCUCAAAUUUUGGACCCAUGAAAGGAGGCAAUUUUGGAGGCAGAAGCUCUGGCCCUUAUGGUGGUGGAGGCCAAUACUUCGCCAAACCACGAAACCAAGGUGGCUAUGGUGGUUCCAGCAGCAGCAGCAGCUAUGGCAGUGGCAGAAGGUUUUAAUUACUGCCAGGAAACAAAGCUUAGCAGGAGAGGAGAGCCAGAGAAGUGACAGGGAAGCUACAGGUUACAACAGAUUUGUGAACUCAGCCAAGCACAGUGGUGGCAGGGCCUAGCUGCUACAAAGAAGACAUGUUUUAGACAAUACUCAUGUGUAUGGGCAAAAAAACUCGAGGACUGUAUUUGUGACUAAUUGUAUAACAGGUUAUUUUAGUUUCUGUUCUGUGGAAAGUGUAAAGCAUUCCAACAAAGGGUUUUAAUGUAGAUUUUUUUUUUUUUUUUUUU